GAUUGCAGCAGACGAUGUUCCUGACAUCCUCGAAAGCCAGUCCUGUGUCCUGGCCUCCCUGGCUCUGUCCCAGCUCUCCUGGCCUCCUGACCACAGAAGUCACAAACCCUAGUCACUCAGGUUUUGUCCUUCACACUUGAUACAUGCAUACAUUGGAUCGCCAGUCCUCCUCGUUCUGCCUCCAUGACCCUGACAGUGAGUGCCUCACUCAUUCCCCCUAGUCCUGCCCCUGCCCCAGUCCCAGCUCUAUUUGUCCCAUCAGCAACUAGACUAGAGGGUUGCUCCAGCCAGUGUGGGGCCAUUCCCCUCUUCCCUAGGGAGUGCCCUCCUUUUAGGACCAGGGCUCCAGCUCAUGUUUCAAGUUCUCAGCGUGGCUCUGCGAGGUCCCGUGGACAAGUCUGGGAAGUACUCUCAGCGCAGUUCCCACGGCGGGGCUCACAUGGGACCAGCGGAGUGGAACUGCGCUGUGACCCUCUGGAAUGGUGAUUCCGAAAAGCAGGGCUCUUCAGACUUCUUGGGAACCAGGAGGAGGAAGCAGGAGGCCUGCUCAUAGAAGCAAAGAUCUGGCUCUGAAGAGCAAAGAUGGAUACUCAAGUCCUGACCCUUCGCUGGGAUGGAAGAAUUGACCUGAGAGAGACUCACUAGUCCAUACCCUUCGUGACCCUGGAGGGUGCAGAUAUGGGUGGAUUAAAGACUUUACGGACCCAGUCUGAUACUGGCUGCUCCCGCUGUGAGGAGAGCCUUCUCUCCCUCCUGACUGGAGCCAAGAACACCAGCUCCUGGCACAUCAUGGCCACCAGACAGAACUGGACACCAGACUCCAGCCCUUUGUGGUUCCUGUUCCUGUGUACCCACAUCGUCUCCCAUUUGGCGAGAGCCACACCUGUACCCCAGGUCGUCACAGCUGCUACAGUCUCAGCUGGGAUCACAGAAGACCCCGCCCCCUCCCACCCCUCAACGCUUCCAGCAACUAAGCGGUGCCCAGCAUUGGAGGUGACCUGGCCAGAAGAUGGAAUCUCACCAAAUGGAACGCUGACUCUGUCCUGUACCGCCUGUAGCCGCUUCCACCACUUCAGCAUCCUCUACUGGCUGGGCAACGGUUCUUUCAUCGAGCACCUCCCAGACCGGCUAUGGGAGGGCAGCACCAGCUGGGAGCGCAGGGGUGCCAGCACUCAGCUGAAGAAGGCCUUGGUGCUGGAGGAGUUGAGCCCCGUCUUGCUCAACACCAACUUCUCUUGUGUUUUCACGGAUCCUGAGUACACUGUCCAGCGCCACGUUGUCCUGGCCCAUCUCUUGAACUUGGCCCAUUCUAAGAGGGACUAUGGGAAGAGUACCACUCAGAAGUUAAAGACAAAACCAGAUUCAGGGGACACAGGCCCUCAGAAAAAGACAGCAUAUACUGCUUCAUGAGCAGAGGCCAGGAGAAGGGACUUGAAAGAAGCGAAUGGGAGCAGCCUUCACCCAAGCUGCCCAGCCAUGAACAUGGACACAAUCCUACUGCUUCCCUCUCCUAAUAAACCAAAUCAGCAAGUCUCCUAACUGCACCCCGCUCUGCUCUCACAUCCUUCCCUGAUCUGUCAUCAACUCUCACCUAGACUGACAACGGCAUCUGAGAGGUACCAGAGCAGUGACAAACAAGGACUCAAGCCAGGCGGCCCAGGUCCAAGCCCAGCUCUGUCACUGUGGGACCUUGAGCAAGUGACUGCCCAUCUAUGCUCCAGUUUCAUCUGUUAAAUGAAUUACUAUUUUUCAAGUGUCUAUAACAGUGUCUGACACAAGUCUUAUUAAAUAACAACAAAUGCU
Molecule: messenger RNA, 1803 nt
Organism: Eptesicus fuscus (big brown bat)
Lineage: Eukaryota; Metazoa; Chordata; Mammalia; Chiroptera; Vespertilionidae
Gene: IL18BP
Product: interleukin 18 binding protein
Exons: 9
Coding region: 679-1410 (243 amino acids)
Biological process (GO): T-helper 1 type immune response
Molecular function (GO): interleukin-18 binding
Source: RefSeq, a predicted model, not a curated record